Girardinichthys multiradiatus is the source of this 2655-nucleotide messenger RNA. Its product is annotated as prolactin-releasing peptide receptor-like. Bases 112 to 1212 code for a protein of 366 amino acids. Gene Ontology annotation, biological process: G protein-coupled receptor signaling pathway. NCBI's taxonomy places the organism in Eukaryota, Metazoa, Chordata, Actinopteri, Cyprinodontiformes, Goodeidae. Gene Ontology annotation, molecular function: neuropeptide binding; neuropeptide Y receptor activity. The record is from RefSeq and is a predicted model, not a curated record. Gene Ontology annotation, cellular component: neuron projection; plasma membrane. The transcript has 3 exons.
CCCGUUUAAAACAGCAGCAGCUUCAGAUCCCUCACUGAGGAAAAGCAUACUGUCAAGGUCCACUGGUAACACUCAUCUUCGAACAGAGAAAAACAUCAGACCAGUGCACGUAUGGACAAAUCUGCUUCCAUGGAGGCUAACCACAGUAAUCCAACUGGAAGCACCCAGCCUUCCUUAUCUGCAGAGCGAUCUCAGGAGCACAUUUAUGAGGUGGCCGUGCAGAGCAACUCCACCAACCACAGCUCCCAGUUUGCAGAUGUGGCCCUGCUACAGACGUUCAAGCCUCUCAUCAUCCCUUGUUACGUGCUCGUGGUGGUGGUGGGCGUCGUUGGGAACUAUCUGCUCCUCUACGUCAUCUGCCGUACCCGCAAGAUGCACAACGUCACCAACUUCUUCAUUGGAAACCUGGCCUUCUCAGACAUGCUCAUGUGUGUGACCUGUAUCCCCUUCACUCUGGCCUACGCCUUCAAUCCACACGGUUGGGUCUUUGGCCGCUGCAUGUGCUACCUGGUCUUCCUCAUCCAACCAGUCACAGUGUACGUUUCUGUCUUCACGCUCACAGCAAUUGCUGUGGACAGAUAUUACGCCACAGUUCACCCUCUGAAGAAGCGGACCACUGUGGCCACCUGUACCUACGUCCUCACUGGAAUCUGGCUGCUGUCCUGUGGCCUGGUGGCUCCGGCAGUGACUCACACCUACCACGUUGAGUUCAAAGAGGAAGGCUUCACUAUCUGUGAGGAGUUCUGGUUGGGUCAGGAAAAGGAAAGACGGGCCUAUGCCUACAGCACCUUGCUGAUCACGUACAUCCUCCCCCUUUCGGCUGUCUUUGUCUCCUACCUCUGCAUCACCGUCAAACUGAAGAAGUGCGUUGCCCCUGGAAACAGGACGCAAGAUCAGGUGGGCAUUCACCAGGCCCGAAAGAGGAAGAUCUUUCGCCUUGUUGCUCUCCUUGUGUCUGCCUUUGCAGUUUGCUGGCUUCCCAUCCAUGUGUUCAACGUACUGAGAGACAUUGACAUCCACCUGAUAAACAAGCAGUACUUUUUACUCAUCCAGCUGCUGUGCCAUCUGUGCGCUAUGAGCUCCUCCUGCUGCAACCCCUUCCUCUACGCAUGGCUACACGAUCGAUUCCGCACGGAGCUUAGGAAGAUGCUGAAAUGCAACCAUCGCAUUGGAGUCCCCACCAGCCACUGUGCAGCUGGUGUGGUUUUGUAACCUGCUUAUUUGCUUAUUUAUAUGUUGUGCAUUUGGGAACUUACCCACUACAUUUAUGAGCAUAAAGUAUAAAGUGCAGCUCAGCCAUCAGCUUUGCUGGGAAGAAACAUCUUUAAUGCCUAGCUAUUCUUAUCUUGCAAUCUGGCAAAGAUGAAAGAGGUAAUCCAGCUUCUUUUACCCUUUUCUCAUCAGAAUGAUGCGGCUGAUCAGCUAUUUCUGCCUGGAAGUGAGCUACACUUUGAGAAGCUUGUGGAGCAAGAGAUUUGAGGAGAAAGUUGUUUUUUAUCUAACAGCUACUGAUCUCAGUUGUCUUUUUCACUUUUUGGGGUAGCACCUGUUGAUGUUUUUAUUUAUUAUUUGGCUAGAAAUUAUUGGUUCCAUGUUGAGCACAGCACAGUUAAGCAAAACCUGCUGUCUAAUAAACAACAUUCAAAGCAUAAUCUGGCCUUUAUUUAGCACCACUGCCCAUUACUCAACUCCAACAGAUGUGGAUUAGGUGCUACCCGGUGUUCAAAAAGUGUGGUGCCGCCAGACUUUGUUUUUUUCACUCAGAGAAAUUGCAUGUACGUUAAUUUAAAACUUUUGUAUAUAGUACAGCUACAAUGUCCAUCUUGAGUUUGUAUAUAUGUACAUGAAACCUAAUAAAAAUGUCCUCAUGAGUGGAGACAGUAUAUUAGAACUUCUUUUGUUGAACAUCUAAAAGUGAUGAUGAGUGCUUCAUUUUAAACGCAUGCUCAUAUAGAGAUUGAAGGGCUGUUCAGAUUUACUUACUAACUAUGCUUCUGGCACCUGGUGGCACCAGACUUUUUGAACACCAGGUGGCACCUAAUAAAUGUCUGCUGGUGUUUAUUAAACGUGUAGUGGCAAUAAAUAAACAGAUGGAACUUUUAAUGGUGUUUAUUAGAUGCCAGGUGACACUGCUCAAAACCAACCAGGAAGGAGGUAAUAAUAAUGAAGUCUCUCGCUCAAAUGUGAGCUCAUAUGUUGAAGAAAGUUGUUUUUUAUCAACAGAACUUAAUUUCCUAAUAUUUCCAAGGUUUUACACAUGUUCCCAUUGUAUUGUGUUUACAUUGCAGUGAUUAUUAUGGUGAGGAGGACAUCUAAACAAAUAUUGUCCAUAAGGCAGUAGCUUGGACACUUAAUGGACCAACACAGUUCCGGUUCAAAAGCUCAACAAGAAGGCUCUGCAGUGGCAGACAAAGGCAUAGCUGGAAGUCAUGAAUAAAGCUCACACACAAAUGUGAUUGAAAUAUUGACCAAUCCCAUGCAGUCUAUUACAGAGAGCUGUGUAAAAAUGAGCUUUGUGAUAAAAUUCAUAUUAGACAGUAAUAUGAGAAAGCUGGUGGAAGCUGUAACUGUUACAGAUUUGUGUACUUGACUUGUAAACUGUACGAUUCGACUGAACUGACUUUGUAAAGUGCCUUGAGACGACGUGUUGUGAAU